Paramuricea clavata is the source of this 630-nucleotide messenger RNA. The record is from the annotation of a GenBank genome assembly. NCBI's taxonomy places the organism in Eukaryota, Metazoa, Cnidaria, Anthozoa, Malacalcyonacea, Plexauridae.
AUGUCUACUUUCCAAGAUUUAAAUAAAACAGUUGAAUUCUUGUCCGCUAAAUAUGAUGACCUGUUAUUACAAUUUUGGUCAAUAAACGAUAAAACACAACGCUGCAAUCAAGACAUAGCAAACAUCAAAAAAUACCUCAGUGAUGUCAACACAUGUGCUGUGAAUGCUGGCAUCCAAGCCGAAGAACUUGCACAAUACUUGAGAAGAGACUGCCUUGAAAUAUCUGGCCCAAAAGCAACAAACACAUGCUCUGCUGAAGCUAUUGUGAAAUCUGUUGUGAAAGCCAUUGGCGUCGCUGUCUUACAAAAUGAUAUCUCAAUUGCACAUCCCAUACCAUCUUAUAAUCGAGAUGCUCCGCCUAAGAUCAUAGUGAAAUUUACGCAAAGGGAAGUCAGGAAUAAAUUCUACUCAAAUCGUAGGAAAUUAGCCAAAAAGAAAGUCAAAGACCUUCCAGAUUUACAACUUCAGUCCACCGACAAUAUUUAUGUCUCUGAAUCGCUUACACCAUACAAGAAAAGGCUCUUUGCUAGUGUUAACAAGCCCAGAAAACGUAUGAAAUGGAAGUAUAUAUGGACAAACAAUGCUAGAAUCUACAUCAAGGAGGGGGCGAAAAUGCAGAAGAUGCCAUAA